AUGAAUUCACCAAGAAAUCCUGUAAUAAAGUUUUUGUUAGAAAAUGGAGAUAAUUUAAAUCUUUUAAAGGCUUUAAUUACAUUUUUGCCAGGUCGUUAUGGUGAUAGUGAACUAUUCACCGAAGGAAUUUAUAGUGGUAUGAAUAUUUUCCAAUCAUAUUUGGAUUAUUUAUCAUCAAAUAUUAUGAUGUCAAAUAACCAUGCAAAAACAUCAGAGGGUCACUAUUUACCGCCACCAUAUUACCUAUCAACUCUUAAAUGGAUCACAACAAUAAGGAAUUUAGAAUUAUUUUUAGAAAUUUUUGCAACUAAAAAAUCUUCAACUGGAAAAAAAAUUGUAAUUUUUUUAAUCGAGUUUAUAAAGGCAAUUUUAAGGGUUCAUUUAUUACAUAAAACCAAUGGAAAUAUGUUGGUUCAUCAUUCAUUUUAUGUGCCAUCAAAAGAUGUUGCUGAAAUAUUUAAAAGAAAUAGAAAGCCAAAUCAUACUAAACAUUCAGCAUUUUCAGUUAGUAAUAGUAAUAAUAAUAGCAAUAAUAAUAAUAAUUCAGAAUUUCGAACAGGUAAAAGAAAAACUCUUUCAGAUCAAAUCAUGGAGCAAAAAAGAUUGGAAAAACAAGAGUUGGAUGAAAGAAAUGUAUUGGACCAACAACAAAGGGAGGAUCAACAAUUAGAAGAAUCGACACUAAUUAGAUUAUUACCACCUUCACCACCUAAAGAUUAUAAUACCAAAGUAGUUGGUGAAUUAUUGUAUAUUUUUAGACCUGUUAUUUAUUGGUUCUUAUAUUGCAUUUUUGGGAAAAGAUCAUGGAAACCAUGGAUAGUUUCGUUUUCUCUCGAGUUUUUAAGUAAGUCAUUCUCAGAGUAUGGACUUUACACACACAAAAUACCUCUUACAAAUUUGGAACAAAAAGAGUUGGCAAGAAGAAGAACCUUUUUUUUAUUUUAUUUAAUAAGAUCACCAUUUUACGAAAAAUUCAUUGGUGAUGGUUUUGUAUUAAAAUUAUUUAACCUUUUCAAAAAAAUCCCAAUUUUUAAAACUUUAGUUGAUAUCUUAUUUAAUUAUUUAAGUGUAUAUAGAACAAGAUACUUUUAUACCUCUGCUUCAUAA
Dictyostelium purpureum is the source of this 1107-nucleotide messenger RNA. RefSeq lists its product as uncharacterized. Lineage: Eukaryota; Evosea; Eumycetozoa; Dictyosteliales; Dictyosteliaceae. Gene Ontology annotation, cellular component: peroxisomal membrane. The record is from RefSeq and is a predicted model, not a curated record. The transcript is spliced from 6 exons. Gene Ontology annotation, biological process: peroxisome organization. Bases 1 to 1107 code for a protein of 368 amino acids.